Molecule: messenger RNA, 1007 nt
Organism: Chrysochloris asiatica (Cape golden mole)
Lineage: Eukaryota; Metazoa; Chordata; Mammalia; Afrosoricida; Chrysochloridae
Product: olfactory receptor 5C1-like
Exons: 1
Coding region: 45-1007 (320 amino acids)
Biological process (GO): G protein-coupled receptor signaling pathway; sensory perception of smell
Cellular component (GO): membrane
Molecular function (GO): odorant binding; olfactory receptor activity; G protein-coupled receptor activity
Source: RefSeq, a predicted model, not a curated record
UCAUCCACCUCUUGUUUUAUUCACCUUAGUCUCUGUCAGGCAGAAUGACCCCAGAGAACUUUACCUGGGCCAGGAUUGCGCCUGCUGAAUUCAUCCUCCUAGGCAUCACUGAUCGCUGGGACCUUCGCAUUACCCUCUUCGUGAUCUUCUUGCCUAUUUAUCUGGUGAGCCUGCUAGGAAACAUGGGCAUGGUGCUGCUGAUCAGCGUGGAUGCCCGGCUCCACACACCUAUGUACUUCUUUCUGGCCAACCUCUCCCUGCUGGAUGCCUGCUAUUCCUCAGCCAUCGGCCCCAAGAUGCUCGUGGACCUGCUGCUGCCGCGCGCCACCAUCCCUUAUGCAGCCUGUGCCCUCCAGAUGUUUGUCUUUGCAGGGCUGGCUGAUGCCGAGUGCUGCUUGCUGGCCGCCAUGGCCUAUGACCGCUAUGUAGCCAUCGGAAACCCUCUUCUCUAUACAACAGCCAUGUCGCCGCGUCUAUGCCUAGCCUUGCUAGGAGCAUCAGGCCUGGGUGGAGCAGUCAGUGCUUUUGUCCACACAACGUUCACCUUCCGCCUAAGCUUCUGCCGCUCCCAUGAGGUCAAUAGCUUCUUCUGCGAUAUCCCUCCACUGUUGGCCAUCUCAUGCAAUGACACUAGUCUUAAUGAACUCCUUCUUUUUGCCGUCUGUGGCUUCAUCCAGACGGCCACGGUGUUGGCGAUUGUUGUGUCCUACGGCUUCAUUGCUGGGGCCGUAAUCCGCAUGCGCUCAGCUGAGGGACGUCGAAGAGCGGCCUCUACCUGUGGCUCCCACCUCACUGCGGUAGCUAUGCUCUAUGGGACACUCAUUUUCAUGUACCUGCGUCCCAGCUCCAGCUAUGCCCUGGAUACCGACAAGAUGGCAUCUGUGUUCUACACCCUGGUCAUCCCUGCUCUCAAUCCACUCAUUUACAGCCUACGAAACAAAGAAGUGAAGGAAGCCCUCCGGAGGACCUGGAGUCGAUUCUGCUGCAGGGGGCAGGGGCACUCCUGA